Lotus japonicus is the source of this 2064-nucleotide messenger RNA. RefSeq lists its product as uncharacterized. NCBI's taxonomy places the organism in Eukaryota, Viridiplantae, Streptophyta, Magnoliopsida, Fabales, Fabaceae. The transcript is spliced from 3 exons. The record is from RefSeq and is a predicted model, not a curated record. The coding region runs from base 59 to 1450 and encodes 463 amino acids.
GUGUGUUUUGGCAAAGUGCAAACUCUAUGUUGACACAGAUGAUUUUGCUGAGUUGGUUAUGAUGAAGUGGGCAGAGGUGGUGGAUGCUGCAACAGUUGAAGAAUUUGAAGUGAAAUGGAUGCAAUUGUUUAAUAUGUGCAAGGCAAAAUACAGCAACUUUACCUCCUAUUGUUCUACUACAUGGUUGGUUCACAAGGAGAAAUUCGCCAAGGCAUGGACAAAUCAUGUGAUGCACUUUGGAACAACAACAAGUAACAGGGCUGAGGGUGCACAUGCCAGUUUGAAGAAGAUGUUACGGGAUUGCAAGGGUGACCUGGCCACUUCAUGGGAUGCGUCGCAUAGUUUGACAUGUAAUCGACAUACUGAAAUAUUAGCAUCGUUUGAGCGCAGUAUUCACAGAAUUGAUCACAUUUUCAUGUUCCCAUUUUACACAAAUAUUAGAGGAUUUGUGUCAAACAAAUGCCUGCAGCUCAUCGACGUUGAACAUAUAAGAAUGAAGUCCUACGGCGGAUGCGAUUGCUUGUUGAGAGAGACUCAUGGACUACCUUGCGGUUGUGAACUUGCAGGUUAUGAAAGAAUUCCAUAUGAGUCAAUUCAUCCAUUCUGGAAGAGACUGAGUUGGGAGCAUGUACCUGAACCUGUUGCAGAUACUACCAGCAACCAUAUUUGCGGCAUGAACCAUGGAGAUAUGCAACCAGAAGUUGAGGCAUUGACACAUUAUUUCAGUUCUUUGGAUACUGGAGGGCAGAGUAUGGUAAGGAGGAAGCUUCAAGCGAUCUAUUGUCCUGAAAGCAGUUCACUUUGUACUCCUGCGGUUAAGAUAAGGUCCAAGCGCACUCUUAAGGCGAAUGAGAAAAUACCACCCAAGAAUAAAGCAAUAGGAUCCUUGACUCGUGAUCUUUCAGGUUUUGAACAUGUUGAUAGGGAGAUCAGAGAGGCAAAGAAGGUUUCACAACCACCAAAGAAGAAGAAGCGUGUGAAGAAGUCUGAUACAAGCUAUUUCAUGGGUCAUUUUCCAGCCUUUUUCCACCCAUAUAUACAAACAGUUCAGAAUGUUGAGGAUGAUGGUAACUGUGGCUAUAGAGCCGUUGCUGCAUUACUCGGACUACCAUCAGGUGAGGAAAGUUGGUCAUGGGUUAGGGCAGCGUUGAUAGAAGAACUUGAACGACACAGAGGGUUGUAUGAUGAAAUGUGGUCCAGACAUGUGGUUAAUGCCUUACAUUCCCGACUCACUCUUCCUUCUGGUGAUCCGGCUACCGAUGAUAAAUGGAUGCAACUGCCAGAGAUGGGAUACCUUGUAGCAACCAGGUUCCAAGUGGUUUUCAUAUCCAUCUCCUCUACGGGUUGUUGGUCAUACCUUCCACUAAGAGGAGAAGGUCCACCGGAUGUACAUCAUGUUAUAGCUGUUGGUCAUGUGAAAAAUCACUUUGUACAUGUAUUUUUUGAUUGAGUACACUAAUAUCCAAUUGGUGAAUUGAUUUGUUGUAUUUGCAAGUUAUCUAAUUUUAUUGUUAUUCUCUAUAAUGUAGCUCCAUCUAACUCCUGGACAUUCUAUGCCGCCAAUUGCUCUCCAGUGGGAACGGUAUGUUGAUCCUACAUCAGUAAGCUGGUGCGCCCCAUAUGGUACACGUUUAGGCAGAUUCACAUCAGAAUUCGAAGCUUGGCUUGUUACUUUUGGUGUUCCUCUUAGUCACCAAAGCUAUGUAGACAUCACCUCAGAUUGACACCACACUUUUGUGUGAUAUUCAUUUGUAAACGCUCUGUAAUAUUAAUCUGAUGGGCCUUGCCUUUAUGAUGUUCAUUUGUUGCUUUUAAUAAUAUUAAUUUGAUGGUCAUUGUUAUAUUGAUGGGCCUUAUUAUUUUGAAUCAGCAUCAGGGAUAAUUAACAUAGACAACCACUCUGUCAUCAGAGUCCUGUCAUUUUCAUCCACCCCAUCAUCAGAGUCCUGUCAUUUCCAACCACCCCAUCAUCAGAGUCCUGUCAUUUCCAACCACCCCAUCAUCAGAGUCUUGUCAUUUUCAUCCACUAAAUGACGAACUUGAAACCUGACAUUACUAUCUACC